AUGUCGGAAGACGAGGCUCCGGAGGUCGACGUGGAGGCCGCUAUGCGGGAGGCUAUGGGGUUCAGUUCCUUCGCGGUCCGACGUCCCAAGGAGCAAAGCGACACACAAUCUCAGGAUACGUUCGCGCCUUCCAGCAUGUCCGCAUCCGGCUCGAAUCAAGUCCCUCUUGGGGAACCCAGGGUGUUCAACGAACCCACCACUGAGACCUCACUUCAAUCCCAACCCAACCAAAUGUCAUUCACACCGCAACCUCCCUCCUACGCGUUCACAUCACCCAUCAGCAACACCUACUACACCAGGACCGACCUCGAAGAAUGGGCACGCGGCAAAGUCAACGCGAACGGAGACACCGUAUUCUUCAAGCCAGGGUUCGUAUCUGACGAUCCCUGGGCCAGACUCCGGGACAAGAACGGCAAUGACCUGGGAAAGACGAAGUGA
Molecule: messenger RNA, 438 nt
Organism: Exophiala viscosa
Lineage: Eukaryota; Fungi; Ascomycota; Eurotiomycetes; Chaetothyriales; Herpotrichiellaceae
Exons: 2
Coding region: 1-438 (145 amino acids)
Source: RefSeq, a predicted model, not a curated record